AUGGGAGGCAGCAAAAAGUUGGUCACAGAGAAGCAUGGCGCGAGAGUGGGAGCGGUUGGCAUACAGACGUUCCAGAUUGCUCUAGGCUUCGCUGGCGGUGAGGGCAACAUCAAUUUAGGGCAUGAGAGUAUCGCCGACGGAGGCCAGAAUGGCAUGAAAGAUGAGGCGGUUUUGACGAUUCCAGUGCUUGUAGGAUUCAAACGUCUUGUCUGCCGGAGAAACGCUAGAUGCCGUCGAUGUGGGAUAAGAUAUCAUAUCCAAAGAGCAAUGAUGUGA
Linum trigynum is the source of this 276-nucleotide messenger RNA. The record is from the annotation of a GenBank genome assembly. Lineage: Eukaryota; Viridiplantae; Streptophyta; Magnoliopsida; Malpighiales; Linaceae.